This is a messenger RNA of Myripristis murdjan (pinecone soldierfish), 4325 nucleotides long. RefSeq names its product flocculation protein FLO11-like. The transcript has a single exon. The coding region runs from base 219 to 3257 and encodes 1012 amino acids. Gene Ontology annotation, molecular function: phosphatidylinositol-4,5-bisphosphate binding; beta-catenin binding. NCBI's taxonomy places the organism in Eukaryota, Metazoa, Chordata, Actinopteri, Holocentriformes, Holocentridae. The record is from RefSeq and is a predicted model, not a curated record. Gene Ontology annotation, biological process: regulation of canonical Wnt signaling pathway. Gene Ontology annotation, cellular component: plasma membrane.
AAAGAGCUGGAUGGGAAAGACAGACACAGGGAGGGAUAGAGACAACUGAAAAAGGAACGCACUGGAGGCAACAGAGGCAAAAAGCCAAUCAGCAGAGAGAUAAAACUAUAAAGGUGCAGACAUCAAUGCUCAGACCACUGCCCGGGGAAUAAUAACUGCAUCAAGUGAUAGGGGGAUACACAGAGAAAAGGCGAGAGACAGGGGGAGAUAAAGAGAGGAUGGAUGUACAAACGGAGAAUGCCGACCCCCCGCCUUGCGAAUCCCAGCCAAGUGGAAAAAUCAGAAAAGGAUUCAAGCUGUUUGGCAAACGCAAGCCAGGUAACAUCUUUUCCAUCCGUAGCAAAGGUGAUGGGAACAACAAGUCACCUAUUGCCAGGAGCAAGACCCUGGAUGGAUUAACAGAGACCACUGCGCCAGAUUCGGAGCAGGAGCCGGAGAAGGAAAAGGAGCAGGAGGUGAGUCAAGGAGAGAGUGGGCAGGCAGAGGAGGAGCCAGUAGGUGAAGAUGGCGUUUUGGCUGCCGCUCCUCCUCGCACCUCCAUUUCCUCAGCCACCUCUGCCAGGUCUCUGAGCUUCUUGUCGUUGCUGAGGGGCGGCCGGAGAGGAGGGGGAGACCGCCAGGUCCAAACGGUGUCCCAGCCCGCGGGUCGACAGCGUCGGGGGCUGAAGAGUCUCUUUGGCAGCGUGAGGUUUCGCCAGAGGGAUAAGGAUGACAAGGAGGAAGCCCCGCCGAGCCCGCUUCUCAUGUCGUCCCGCACAAACAGUGUGGAAAUCAUUAAAGAGGAUCUCACCCUCACCCCCAAAUCCCAGCCUCGCUCUCUGGACAGCCCCGAGACUGAGAGCUGUGAGCCGGUGAAGAGUGUAACGACGCAAGACAGCUCAGCCACGACCCCAUCAGAGACAAUAGCUCCCCAGAUGACAGCAGGCAAUGUGAGUAAAACUAAUGAGCAUGUGCCACCACCUUUACCCACGACUCCACCACCUCUGGAGCCCGGUGAGAAUAGUUUGAGCUGCUUGCUGGCAGACAUCUCCUCUCUCCUGACCUUUGACUCAAUCUCAGGGGGUGGAGACAUCAUUGCUGAUGCUGAGGCAGAGUGGGGCAAAGCCAGUAGGGCCCUCGGCACAAUGGGGACAGGGGGGAAGCCUUUAUCAAAAACUCCCUCACCUGAACCUAUCCUCUCCUCUUCACUGACUUCUACUCUCUCUAUCAGCACCACGACUACAGCAAAACCUUCUCCUUUCGCCGCCCGCACCACAUCCUCAUUCCAAUCUUUUACUCCUACAACAAAGCCAACUGUGGUCUGUUCUCCCGUUACCCCACCAAGCUCCACUGUCACUAUUUCAACCAAAUCUUCCACUUUGGCUGCUCAGUCUGUCAAAUCAGGCGCAGACCUUACUCCAGUCUGUAAACCCUCUACGACUACUACUACUAUCAGCACCGCUACUAUUACAAUCAAAUCAACUCCCACGCCGACUGCAACCACAAAACCUUUAACUUCCUCCGUAACAGUGACAAGCUUUUCGAUUCCACUAAUGUCUUCCCCUCCAAUAACAAUGAAAUCCACGCCAUACUCCACCUCUGUUUUUAACACAGCGACUCCUAAGCCCGCUGCCACUGAGGUAAAGACUCCCUCAGCCGGUCUAACAUUUACCUCUACGGCUGGCAAACCAGCUACAGAAAAUGCAGCAGUUACUCCAGUCAGUACAUUUGUGAGUAAACCUAGCGCUGUAGCCGCUCCACCCUCUGCUUCAGCUAAACCAACACCAGUAACCCACAGCCCUCCCACCCCUGUUGCUUUUACUCAUCCUCCAGCCUCGGCUAAACUGGAUUCUUCUAAUGUUUUCAACUUGCAAAGCUCUGUCUCCCCGAAACCUUUGCUAAGUUCAGUUGCAGGUGACGCUAAAGCCCCGGUGACUUCAUCACCAGCCUGCACUGCUCCAUCUGGACUCACCUCUCCUGCAUCAGGUGUGUCCUCAAAGAUGCCAGUGGUUACCACAUCCACUCCAGCCCCAGGGUCUCUAACUAUGACCGCUUCUGACUCUGUACAUCCACCUUGCCCCUCAACCUUAAAUAAGCCUCUCCCCUCCCUCGUGACUAUCCCAGAUCCUGUUCCUAAACCUACCCCAGCCCCCAUACCUUUGUCUAAACCCCAACCUAGCCCCGCACCUGAACCAACUCAUACCCCAGUUUCUUUAGAUAAGAUCCGCACCACCACUGCACCUUCUCCGGCUCCAGUUUCUUUGGAUAAGAGGCCCCCUGCGGCCCCUGUGCCCGAACCAACUCCUGCCCCAGUUUCUUUAGAUAAGCCUCAUACCACCACUACACCUGCAGCUGCUCCAGUUUCUUUGGAUAAGAGGCCCCCUGCAAGCCCUGCACCUGAACCAACUCCUACCCCAAUUUCUUUAGAGAAAAUUCACGCCACCACUACAACUACUGCUGCUCCAGUUACUGUGGACAAGAUGCCCCCUGCAUCUACAGUAACUUCAACCCCCACCUCACAUGCAGCUGUGUCUUCCCCUGCCCCCUCCCCCAUGCCCGCUGCCGCAGCUCCAGCACCAAUCUCUCUGCCUAAAACCCCUUCUGCCACAACCACGGCCCCUUGCCCAGCCUCUUCUCCGGCUCCUCCUAGUCCAGCACCUUUGCUGGGUGAAGCCCCGACAUCAGCUAAGACGAAGGGUAGUGGACAGGCCUCAGUGGAUGGACAAUCGGCAAGUCCAAGUAGUGUGGACACCCAGGGGGCCCGGACCACGCCUCCCAAAACAGCAGAACUACAAAACGACCCACGGACCACCCCCCAGGGCCCCACCAGAGAAAGGAAGACGCCACCAGCAAAGACACCAGUUAGUAAAAUACCUGUGGUGGGAGGGGGCAGAGCAGGGAAGCUGCCCGUCCGGGACAACCAACAUACUGAUGAUGAUGGGAGCUGGGACCCACCUACCCCUGUGCUAGAAGAGGAGAGGCCACAUCUGCACACACAACAUGGAGGAAGCAAAGAUAAAGUUGGUGAGGUCGAGGCUAGUGUGCCCACCUUGAAACACGCCCAAGAGGAGAGUCAGCAGCCUCACCAGCCUAAAGUCAUCACCAGUGUACCGCGUGACUCAAAGAUCCCAGUGAAGCACGGCGCACAGUCUCACACCGCAUCUCAAAUCCCUCAAGCUAGAGAACCCCCUCGUACCAAAAUACCAGUGUCCAAGGUCCCUGUCCGCAGAAUUGCUAAGCCCACAGCUGCAGGUAGCAGCGCCCAAAUAAGAAAAUAAAAAUGACGGACUGGACUGAUGAAUGACAUAUAUUACGGCUUUGACUGCAACUUUUUUUCCAAUAUAACUACAUGACUGUCCUUUGUUAUUUCCUCCCUCUCGGCAUUUCUUGGCUCGUCUCUCUGUCAUUUCUUGGCGUCACUCCACCAUAAACAGUGCAGCAGUAAAAGAGUCAAGGAGGCUGGCAGCACUCAAGCACAAGACAUCUCCGCAGGGAGCCAAAGCAACAAGCCUGGCUCUUUGGUGCUGGGUCAACUGGACAUGCACUCAGGUAAGGUUCAGGACAGACCUGAACACACAGCAGCACCGGAACUAAGGAUAAGCAUGAUAAAAAAAAAAAUGGUCCCCAGGGAUUUGCAAGAGAAACACGUGGCACUGAAGUCAUAAACACAACACGGGGCGAGUUCCUUUUUAUAGGUGCUUUUCCUACAGACUAUCAGAAUAAAUCUUUUCUACAAUACUUUUAACUUUUGUUACUCACACUUUUUGUAGAACCUUCAAAACCCUUUGUCUUUCUUUCCAGUAAGUCUCUUUGAUAACCACUAGGUCCUUUUCCUUUCACUCCCGUCAGGAGAGGAUCAGCAGCAUCUCUAAAAAUAAAUGCAACAACCAAAUUCACAUUCCACACCUAACUCUGUCUGUAUGUAGCAGAAAACGUGCCAUUAUGAGCCAGGGGAAUUUUUUUCUCCCUCCGUCCCUAUAUUUUUGUUGUUUAAUUUUUGCACAAUAUAUUGAACUAUACAGCGCCUGUUUGUCUGCCUGCUCAUAAGUAACACGAUCAAAACACACUGUGAACGAUGGGAGAGAUUGUGGCUCCAGAUGACAAAUGGAGAUGACUCCUUUGGAUGAUACGGACAGUAGACACCGGCCAUUAUGAAUGGCAAAGUGGAAUACUGAGCAAGCCUGAGAGGAUGCUGAGAUAAGAUCUCCAUCUUUUGCAGUGGUGCAUCCUUAUCCCUGUCCCACUUAUACUCAGAUGAGAACAAUAUAUUGGUGUAUAGUCUCAUCUAUGUUGUUCUGUUUCCUAUUUAAUCAAUAAAAUGAUAUGAGUACACCUCAGCAAGAUGA